This is a messenger RNA of Pan troglodytes (chimpanzee), 1196 nucleotides long. RefSeq names its product hydroxysteroid 17-beta dehydrogenase 6 (gene HSD17B6). The record is from RefSeq and is a predicted model, not a curated record. Gene Ontology annotation, molecular function: oxidoreductase activity. The coding region runs from base 423 to 761 and encodes 112 amino acids. The transcript is spliced from 4 exons. Gene Ontology annotation, biological process: steroid metabolic process. Gene Ontology annotation, cellular component: intracellular membrane-bounded organelle. Lineage: Eukaryota; Metazoa; Chordata; Mammalia; Primates; Hominidae.
CGAGGUCGGCUGUCUGACCCGGCGGCCCGCAGUCGGCCGGGGCCGCCGGGAAUUGUAGUUCCCACUUGGUGCGGGCGGGGGCUGCGGGAGACGCAGCAGUUUGCGAUCUGCCCACGCGUUCGGGCACUAGGGCCACCGCUCUUGUGGGCAGAAGGCCGCGUCCAUUCCAGGAAGAGGAUCUUCUCCGGAAAUAUCUGAUUCUGCAGCUGAUCAAGGAUGACACUGGUGAGAACCCUAUGAGGGAGUGAAGCAGCCUGGACUCUUACCACAAGAGGGAGGUGUUAUAAGAGCAAUGCAGAGGUUGGAGUGGGCAGCAGUUGGGGCAGGAGGAAGCCGACUGCUGCCUGGUCUGCAAAUAAGUCCUUUCAAGUCUCUAGGACUGGACUCUUCCUAAGCAAGUCCGAGAAGGAAGCACCUUCACUAUGUGGCUCUACCUGGCGGCCUUCGUGGGCCUGUACUACCUUCUGCACUGGUACCGGGAGAGGCAGGUGGUGAGCCACCUCCAAGACAAGUAUGUCUUUAUCACGGGCUGUGACUCGGGCUUUGGGAACCUGCUGGCCAGACAGCUGGAUGCACGAGGCUUGAGAGUGCUGGCUGCGUGUCUGACGGAGAAGGGGGCCGAGCAGCUGAGGGGCCAGACGUCUGACAGGCUGGAGACGGUGACCCUGGAUGUUACCAAGAUGGAGAGCAUCGCUGCAGCUACUCAGUGGGUGAAGGAGCAUGUGGGGGACAGAGAGACGUCAUCUCACCAUGUCACCUAGGCUGGUCUUGAACUCCUGGGCUCAACAGAUCCUCCAACCUUGGCUUCCCAGUGUUGGGAUUACAGGCAUGAGCCACCACACCUGUUCUCCAUGUCUUUUCAUGGCUUCAUAGCUCAUUUCUGUUUUUUUGUUUGUUUGUUUUGUUUUGUUGAGAUGGAGGUCUUACUCUGUUGCCCAGGUUGAAGUGCAGCGGUGCAAUAAUAGCUCACUGCAGCACUGAACUUCUGGGCUCAAGUGAUCCUCUUGCCUCAGCCUCCCAAAAUGCUGGAAUUACAGGUAUGAGCCACUGCGCCGAGCCUGACAGCUCAUUUCUUUUUCUCGCUGCAUAGUAUUCCAUUGUAUGUAUGUACCACAGUUUAUCAUUCACCUAAUGAAGGACAUCUUGGUUGUUUUCAGUUUUUGGCAAUUAUGAAUAAAUUCUCUUUUUAAGUUCUA